UUUGCCAGUUUCGCCUUACUUUUCGGUUUAGUGACCACGCUCAGUUUAGCCUUCUUAGAUGGUCCAAUGCCAUCGAUAACUGAGAGGCAUUAUUUUACCUUUGGUCCAGAGUUGUCAUUAUUCUUUGGAACGGCUCUAUUUUCAUUUGAAGGCAUUGCUUUGAUUUUACCCAUUCGCAAUUCGAUGAAGGAUCCAAAGAAAUUUAAUCAACGUUUUGGUGUUUUGAAUAUUUCAAUGCUCAUUAUUACCCUGCUGUUCGUGUUCACCGGCUUUGUCAGCUAUACCAAAUGGGGUGAGGGUGUGGAGGGUAGUAUUACAUUGAAUUUGGAUCCAGAUGAUAAACUUUCCCAAGCUGUGAAAAUUGCUGCGGCCUUGGGUGUCUUCUUUGGCUAUCCCAUCCAAUUCUUUGUCAUGAUGAAAAUUAUCUGGCCUCCACUGAAGCAAAAUAUGGCUGCGGCCCAAAAGCGUCCCAUUACCGUGCAGGUUAUGUUUCGUUUUAUAAUGGUGUUGUUGACAUUUGGCGUUGCUUUAUUGGUCCCACAGCUCCAUUUAUUCAUCUCGUUGAUUGGUGCCCUCUGCUCCACCUCUCUGGCCUUUUUAUUCCCCGUCUUCAUUGAUUUUGUGGUGCGGGCCCAAACCCCCAAAGGUUUGGGUACUUGGGUCUAUUUGAAAAAUAUGGUCAUCAUGAUUAUUGCCCUGCUGGGUAUCAUUACCGGCACCUAUGAAAGUAUUCAUCAAAUUGUCAAGGCAUUCUAUGAAGAUUAG
Messenger RNA from Musca vetustissima, 765 nucleotides. RefSeq names its product proton-coupled amino acid transporter 1-like. Gene Ontology annotation, cellular component: vacuolar membrane. Gene Ontology annotation, biological process: amino acid transmembrane transport. The record is from RefSeq and is a predicted model, not a curated record. The annotation marks the transcript as partial. Lineage: Eukaryota; Metazoa; Arthropoda; Insecta; Diptera; Muscidae. Gene Ontology annotation, molecular function: amino acid transmembrane transporter activity. The transcript is spliced from 3 exons.